This is a messenger RNA of Symbiodinium natans, 1041 nucleotides long. Lineage: Eukaryota; Dinophyceae; Suessiales; Symbiodiniaceae. The record is from the annotation of a GenBank genome assembly.
AUGAGUUGCAAGAUGACUGCAAGGUUGCUUGGCCAACCUCCAGCAUUCUACACUGUCUUGCACCCGGCAGUCUGCUGCGCUCAUUGCCCAAGCAACUGCCUGGAAAGUACUCCCGUCUGUGACCGUGAUCCCAACAUGAACCCGUGUCAGGCGAGAAAGUUCCGCGCGCACGUGACACAAGUCCUGCAUGACCGGCUCAUGAGCACUGCGCUGGCUGACAGGGAGCUCUAUGGGCCGCGUAUGGUGCUGAUUAACAUCUUCGCGAUGCUGUUCAACUUCAAGUCGGAGGUGUGGAAUCAGAGGGAGCUCCAAGCCUGGUACUUCUGGUUCCUGGUCUUCUUCGUGAUCAUGGUGACCGUCGUGGGGCAGGACUUUGUCUCCUUCGUAUCGGAUGUGGCCAAAGAUCCGAUGAGCUUCCCGCUGCUCCUGGCAGACAAGAUGCCGUCCUCGACGCACUACUACCUGAACUUCCUGGGCCUCCAGUGGGUGAGCCACGCCAUGAACCUGACGAGGUACAUUCAGGUCAGCAAGUUCGUGGCCUUCACCAAGGUCUGGAAUGACGAUGACGCGCGCAAACUCUCUGAGCCCGAGGAUCAGGACUACUAUGGGAUGGGCUCCAGGAGCGCGCGCUUCAGCACGAACCUGCUCAUUGCCAUCAUCUUCGGCACCAUCUCGCCGCUGAUGAACCUCAUGGCCUAUGUAUUGGGCUCCCUGUUUCUUUUCUUGGCAGCUGGACUGGACCUAUGCCCUUGGUUCGUCAACGGCCGCAAGCAAGAUUCCGGGGGGCACUUCUUCGUGAACCAGCUGAACCACGUGUUCAUAGGCGGACUGGAGGGGCGAAUCUUGUACCAGGGCAAGACCAUCAGCCGCAACCUUUUGGCAGCUGCCGAAGCCUUCUCCCAGCAGUUGACCCCUGAUGCCCAGACGAGACAGGAGACUGUGGAGCCGAUACUCGGCCUCUUCAGCAUCGCGCUCGACUCGUCCUCCAAGUCUCCCAGUGCAGUGUGGAGAACCUCACAGGGAAGGCUCGCGGGCAGCUAA